AUGUCUUCACCAACGGAACAGGAGACGAAAAACAAUUCUUUGAAUGACGAGGCACGCGCAUUUGUGGCGAAGCAAACGAAGCCAGUGGUGUUGCCGUCAUUUGCACGCUGGUUCGACAUGAACGAUAUUCAUGAAAUCGAGAAACGCUCCUUGCCAGAGUUCUUCAACAACGAAUCCAGAUUCAAGACCCCCAAGGUGUACAAGGAAUAUAGAGAUUUCAUGAUCCACACAUAUAGGCUCAACCCAAUGGAGUAUCUCACGGUGACUGCUGCAAGAAGGGGAUUGGCCGGAGACGUGGCCUCGAUCAUAAGGGUUCAUGGCUUUUUGUGCAAAUGGGGUCUGAUUAACUAUCAAAUUGAUCCAAAGACAAAACCUGUGAUCAUGGGUCCUCAGUUCACGGGCCAUUUCCAGAUAACACUCGACAAACCAACAGGUCUAGAGGCUCACAUUCCUAUCAAAAAAGAAUCUGACAAGGUGGAAGAAGAAACAGAGGAGUCAGCUGAAAAGUCCUCUUUUCCCCUGAACCUGGAAAUCAGAAAAAAUGUUUACGACACUGCUCAGGAUGCCUUUGCUUUGAAAGCCGAGGAUCCUGCCAAGAACGGUCUCAAACAGCUUUUCUGCAGCAUUACGGGUAACGAAAUCACCGAGACCAGAUACCACAACCUGAAAACCAAGCAAAACAUUAGCAAGCAGGCAUUUGAGGAUGGCCAGUUCCCCGCUGCAUUCAAAAGCAGCGACUACGUCAAGCUAGAGAAAACAUACAACCAGUCUGAUGCCAGGCCUUGGACAGAUCAAGAGACUUUGUUGCUGCUCGAAGCAAUUGAAAUGUACCACGACGACUGGACGGCCAUAAGCGGCCACGUUGGAACCCGAAGCAAGGAACAAUGCAUUUCUCGGUUCAUCCAACUCCCUAUUGAAGACAAGUACUUGGAAAAACAGCUUUCCAAAUCGACGUAUCAAGAAUUCCUCAAGCAGAGUUCCAAGCCUACAGGACUGGUGGAUGCUAUGAACAAUUCCAUCAAGCAGCUGCUGGAGCAAGACAGCGAGGCCCUUGCUAAAGUGGCUGCCAACUCUCGACUACAACUCCAGCAAGAGACCGCUGCUCAAGACGCGCUAAUAAGCCAGAUUAUGGCGCUUUCGCUCAAACAGUUCGAGCUUAAAUUUUCAAAGCUCCAAGAAUUGGAUAAACAGCUCCAGGCCGAGAAACGCAAGCUGGCUUUGGAGAAGCACAACCUGGUGGUGGACAGGCUGGCUCUGCGCAAACAGACUGCUUCCGUGCGCCAAAAACUACUCAAGGCUAGUGAGUUGGGAGCCACCGACGAGGGCCUGAUGCUCUGCGAGGAGGCCAUGAUGGAGGCCACCAGAGCACCUAGGGUCGUUGUUACAAACAAGACGAGCGAACUGGGAACCACAAAGGGUGACAACAUUCCCGAGAAGGUGAAUCUAAACGAAGAUUUCGAGCCAAUUAGUGUUAAAGAGCCGCAGCUCUACUCCAUAUGGUCCCAGUGA
Messenger RNA from Ogataea angusta, 1509 nucleotides. RefSeq lists its product as uncharacterized. Gene Ontology annotation, cellular component: SWI/SNF complex. The transcript has a single exon. NCBI's taxonomy places the organism in Eukaryota, Fungi, Ascomycota, Pichiomycetes, Pichiales, Pichiaceae. Gene Ontology annotation, molecular function: DNA binding; histone binding. Gene Ontology annotation, biological process: positive regulation of DNA-templated transcription. The coding region runs from base 1 to 1509 and encodes 502 amino acids. The record is from RefSeq and is a predicted model, not a curated record.